This is a messenger RNA of Cinara cedri, 18748 nucleotides long. The record is from the annotation of a GenBank genome assembly. Lineage: Eukaryota; Metazoa; Arthropoda; Insecta; Hemiptera; Aphididae.
CACGAAUCUUCUAAGACCGUGAUUAUAACUAAUAUAAAUAAUAAUCAUAGAUAAGUACAAUCUGAUGGUUAUUGGUUGCCAUAGGUGCUAUUGUGCUAACUUCAUAAUUAUAUUCAUAUUUGCUAUGGCAGUUGCAUGCUGCAGUUGUAGUGCACAUUACACUGUCCACUAUGUUAAUGUUUAACUAUUAGAAACCUAUUAUUUAUAACAUAUUUUUGAACGUUAAAUAUUGUUACUUAUUAAUUACUUACAGCCAGUAUAAACAGCAAGGCGGCUAAAAUGGAAAUUGAUGAAGAAUCCGUUGCUAAUUACGUUACUACUAGUAUUAUUAGUCAUGAUUCUAUGGUAAGAAAUAGACAAUAUUAUACCUAUAGGCUGUACGCGUAUUAACUUAAUUAAGGACUUGAGCUGCUCAAAAAUAACUAAUUAUUAGUCACCUAUUUUAUUGUAAAAUCUGACAAUUGAUUAGUAAAUACUUGGGUAUUUACAAGAGUUUAACAUUUGAAAUAUGAAAUUAUGAAACGUUUUUAGAUAUUUUGAUGUUGUUUCUUAGACCUAAAAUCAAUACUCAUCUUUGAAACGUGAUUACUAUUUUAUAGUAUUGGUAUAAAACUACUUUAGCAAACACCUGUUGUUUUCAAUUUUUUUCUUAAAAAAAAUGUUUUUCAACGCUACUUUUGAAAAUGUUUGACUUUUUUGCCUUAAAAAUUAUCAUAGAAUUUAUUGCCAUUUGAAGUUGGUCGUCAUUACACUUUUGCACAAAUAACUAUUUUCGUGUACACAUUUCAUCUUAGCGCAAUUGAUUACGUGGAAACUGUGGUAUAGGAUUCAAUAUCUACAAAUUGAAAAAAAUAUUUGCACUUUAUAAUUAACCCUGCCAAGUUUCUAAAUGCACACAAAAUGCUUUUAUUUUUCUCUGUUAUCUACCUGACGUGGUUUUGCUAACAAAUUGUGUGGUUUUUUUUUUGAAUAAAACAAUCCGAAGUAGCGCAACGUGUGCAAACAUUUUGUUCAAUUUGUUGGUAUUGAACCCAUUGCUGCAAUUUGUACAUAUAGUGCAAAUAUAUUUAUCCAUAGUGCUACAAUGUAAUAUGUAAGAGCGGUGUAAAAUUAGCUAUUUGAGGCGAAACAUUACUAUCAAACUUCAAAUGAGUCAAAAAACUAUUUUUUUUUAAAAAAUUGAAAAAUUUGAUGUUCCAGGUAAAGUAGUUUUGUUUUUUAUUUUUAUAUAUAAUAAGUUAAAUUCUAAUUUUUUAACUAGGUAACUUGUGGUCAUUGUAAAGAAGUUAUUACAUAUCAAGAGUAUGAUUUUAACCAUCGCAAUAUUCAUUAUGAUCUUUGUUGGCUAGACGGAGUAGAAGAAGAAAUUGUAAUGUUUUUAUUGAAAAAUAGUAUAUGUACUUAAUGAAUUAUUUUUAAUAAAAUAUUUGUUUUUUUAUAUAUAUAUAGGACUUUACAAAUAUACCAAAAAUUAAAGCAUUAUUACGAAAAAGGACAAAUAAACUUAAAACUAAGUUAGAAUUUAAUUGUCAAUGGUGUGGGGGUAUUUAUAUCUCUAUUGUUGGAUUUGCCAAUCAUUUAUCAAAAUGUAGUCAAAAUGUAAGUAUUGUACUACAUUGUGUAUAAUAUAUCAAAAACCGUAUGAUAUUGAUUUAAUGAAUGUUUUGUUGCCAUUUAUAUAAAUAAGUAGUUAAUACAUGUACUAUUUGGAACAUAUUAGUUUAAAAAUUAUAUUUUUAUACAUUUACAAAAAUGAUUACAAAUAACUCGUUAAAAACAACUUGAUAGUAUAUACACCUUAAGAAAACAAUAUGGUUUGAGUUCUUUCAAAUAACUAAGUAUUCAGUACCUACAUUUGUUAAUCAUAGUUACAUUUGGACUAAUAAUCUGUAAAUAUUCAACAAUUUGUAUGAUCUGUCUUAUGAAAAAUAAAAAAUAAUAUUAAACAAUUCAUCAUUUUGUUUUAGAGGCAGUUGAAAGUGAACGACUCAUUUUUAAAUCUAUCUGAAAUGUAUCAAAAUAAAACAAUUGACGAUACUUCAAAUGAUAAUUCUAUAGUAAGUAAUAAUUGUUUUAAUUGAAUUGUUAUUUAUUAAAAAUUGGAUAUGAAUAUCUAUGUAUAUAUAAUAGUCUUAGAACUAUUAAGAAGAUACUACGGGUGCAUUUGUUGUAAAUGUUUUACAAAUGCGCAACAUAGUAAAUGUGUGUCAGUAGAAUUAAUUUUGGGCUGUUAGCUUUAACAUUGGAAUGAAUUGGCUUAAAAUCAAACUUAAAGGGGAUGAUAUUAUCUAUAUUUGUAUGCAUGAUUUUUUUUGUUUUUUAAAUUUCUAAGCAAGACUGAGAAUGAAAUAUUACUAUUUAAAAAUGUUUAUACUAUGUUAGAAAAAUUAAAGUUAAAGAAAAAUCAACAUACAAACACAGAUUAUGUUCUGCUUUUUAAUAUUGAUUAGGUCAAUUCACUCAUUUCACUUCAUUAAAGUUUAAAACCUCACUGAACAAAAUUGGUCCUGUUGAAUAUCAAUUGGUUAUGUUGUGUGUUUGUAAAAUAGAGAUAACAAAUGCAUGUAUAGUGUUAUCUUAAGUAUAUUUUCUAUAAAAUAAAUUCAAAAUGUAUCAUGUUAAAUGUUUAGGUAUUAUGUGGAUGUUGCGGUGAAAAUAUGAGUUAUACAGAAUAUAAAAUGAACCACAGAUAUAAACAUAAUAAUUUAUGUUGGUUGGAUGGCGAAAAAAAAUUGGUAUAUUUUUAUGUUUUGCAUAUAUAUGAUAAAUUUGACAAUUCAUUAAAAUUUAAUGGAACAAUAUGUAUUGUUAUUUGAUAGUAAAGAUAGUGAAAUUGAAUAAAUGUUUGAACAAUUUAACAUAAAUAUAUAAUAAAAAGAGUACUAGAUAUUUUAUUGUAAUUAUAAAUAUUUAAAAAUUAAUGUUUUUAGAAUUAUUUAGAUGAAAAUAAAGUUGUUUGUUUACUACGCGCAAUUUUACCAAAGAAUGCUGAACGAGAUAAAAAUGUUUGUUUUGUAUGUGAAUGGUGUGCAGUUAGUAAGAAAAGUGUGCUAGGCUUUGCUUCUCACGUGAAAAAAUGUGCUGUAGAACAAAAGGUAAUAAUUUUUAAAACUAUUCAUUUGAUUAAUUUAUUUAAUUUGAGCUUAAAUUAUACAUUAAUAGUAAAAAAUGACAAAAUAUUCUUAUAAACUAUAAUAACUAUUCAAAAUUUCUUAACUAUAGUUUAUCAUAAAUUAAAUUAUAUAAUGAUUUUCAGUGUUAUAUUUUAAGAUUUACUUAAGUUUAAAACUAUAAAUAAAAUAUAUUCAUUUUUAAAUAGUUUAUGUUAAUAUAAAAAAUUAUAAUAAUUAAUUUUGUGAUUUUAAACAUUAUUUAUUAUUGUUUGUGUAUAUUUAAUAAUAAUCAAUAUUGUAAAAUUAAUUUAUUGUAUACAUUCAUCUUAUUCUUCUCCUUUGCCUUCAUCCUAAUUAUUUGAGGUCGACUACUUUUGUUCCAAAACUUCCAUCUGAUUGGAUCUUCCACCGUGCAUACACCAGCUGUCCUUAUAUCAUUCUUAAUUGCAUCCAACCACCUCUUUCGGCCUUUCACUUCCCCUCUUCUUUCUAAGUUAAUUCCAUUACAAUUCUUACUGCUUAUGAUUUCUCUCUCCCCAUGACAAGCCCAAACUAUCUUAGUCUAUUUGGUACUUAUCUAUUACUUGUCUACUAUUGAAGCAAUACCUAAGCUAGGUCUUAUGUCCUCAUUCCUUAUCCUAUCUUCUGUCAUCACUCCACUCAUCCAUCUAAGCUUUCUUAUCUUUGUUACAUUAAUUUUCUGUCCUAUUUUUCUAUUUACUGCUGAAUACUGAACCAUACAACAUAGCUUUGCCACACUUUUAGAGAAUUUAUGUUUAAGUUUCAUUAGAAUUCUCUUAUCAUAAUCUGUUUUACUUCUGCUUAUACUUAGUUCCUUUCAUUCAAGUACUAAACUCCAUUUAUCAAUUGUAUUGUUAACUACACAAAUUAUUGCUUAUAUAAUAAUUUAAUUUAAAAAUGUAUUUUUAGUUAGUUACCUUACAGUGCAAUUCACCUCAGCCUAUAAAUGAUGAAAUAACUUCAAAAAACGAUUCUGAAUGUGAUUCUGAACACGAUUCUGAACGUGAUUCUGAUUCCAUAGUAUGUGGUUUGUUUAGAAAUUAUAUUUAAUAAUUUCUGUAUUAACAUUUUAAAUUAUUUUUAAGGUGAAAUGUGGUCGAUGUGAUAAGAGUAUGCCAUACAAAGAAUACAAAAAACAACAUAAAUUAAGCCAUUAUAAUUUAUGCUGGAUAGAUGAAAAUGAAAAACCAGUAACUUUUUUUCUUUUUAUUAAAAUUUAAUAAAUACAUAUUAAUUCCAUAGAACGUAAUUAGUAAUUAAUCUAUAAUACCAACCAAUCAAUUUUCACAUUAUAUUAUUAUCAGAAAAAUGUUUAAAAAAAAGGUAUAUGAAAAAUUAUAGAAUAAGUAAAAAUGAAUAGUGAAAAAAUAGUUGGUUAACUUGAUAAUUUUGUGAUAGAUUAACAUUCAGUGCCUUAAUCCGUUAUUGUGUAUUGGUGGAACAAAUGCAUACAAAUUUUUACAUAAGGUACUUUUUGUGAAAAUUUAAGAUGGAUAACUUUAAAAAAUGGUAUAAGCACUUUUAUUUUAACACUGUUCAAUGAUAAAACCAUUAUUAAUAUUCUUUUAAAUUUUUAAAACAAAGUCUUUAAAAUAUGGCCCAUAUUAAAAAUUUCUUAAAAUUAAUGAAUUUUUAAUUGAAAUGAGAUAUAUUUUAACUUUUUGUAUAUAAAUACAAAUGGGGAGAAAGUAAUGGGACACUACCCAGACCUUAUUAUCUCUUUUGAUGUAUGUAUUUAAUAUAAAAAAAUGUUUAGGACUAUGAUGAUUUGAAUGUCUUACAAAGUUUAUUAAAAAAAUCAUUACCAAAAGAUGCUAUAAUUAAAAGAAAAGUAAAGUUCAUUUGUGAAUGGUGUGAAACUAUAAAAAAAAGUGUUCCGGGUUUUGCUAGCCACAUAAAACAGUGCCAAUCCAGACCAGUAAGAUAAAUAAUUCUAUAAUUUAUUAGAUAAUACAUGUUUAAUUUGAUAUCAGGAUAAACCAAUUUCUUUAAAUGCAAAUGGACUAGAUUCAACUAUGUCAGACAGAGAAUUAUAUGAAAGAGAUAUAUCAGUGGUAAGUUUAUUUUGUGAAUCUUGCUAGAGCAUGCAUAUUUUAUAAAAAAAAAGUUAAUUUUUUGAAGGUAACUUGUGGACGUUGUAAUAAACAAAUGACUUAUAAAGAAUACCAUUUAAAACAUUGUUCUUCUCAUUAUAAUUUAUGUUGGAUUGACGGUGAAGAUAAACUAGUGAGUAAAAGUUGAUCUUAUGUUUUACAUAAAAUUAAAUUUUUAAUGUGUAACGUUUUUUUUUUUUUAGGAUUUGGGAAAUUACGAUACCGUAUUAAAUAAAUUGAGACAAUAUAUGCCUUUUAAAGUUACCCGUAAUCGAGGAGUAAACUUAACUUGCGAAGAUUGCCAAACUGUUAAAAAAAGUAUUGUCGGGUUUGCCAGUCAUGUAAUAUUCUGUAAUAAAUCUGCUAGUGUAAGUAAUAUAGUCAAUUUAUAAGUAUAAUUUUUGGUAGCAUACUUAAUUUGGAUGAAUAUGGUUUUUGGGGUUUAUUGAUUCACAGUUACAUUAUGUAUAUCCACAGGACUAACUUUAUUCAUUAUUCUUUAAUUUAAUAUGGAUAAAUUUAAAUAUUAACUAACAUAUUAUGUUAUGAUUGUAUAUUACUAUGUGAUACUUCGUAUUUUAACUAUAUUUGCAACUGAUAAUAAUAUCCAUACUAUAUAUUGAUACGUUUUAAAAUGUAAUAUAAUGUCAUUGUGCUAUCUAACUGUAUGACUUCCAUGAAAAAUUAGUAUAAAUAGUCAAUGAUAUUAACAAAUUAUAUAAAUAAAAUUGUGUUAUUCUUGGAUACCAUAAAUUGUUAACAAAUAAACUUGGAAUAGUCGUAUUUUAUACUGAUUAUUGUUUUAAAAUAUUUUGAAUUUCAAUUUUGAACACCAAUUAUUUACCAGUUUACCAGUUAGUUUCGGUAAAACAGGAUGUACAAGAUAGUUUGGAAAAUCCCCAAAAGAUAUAGUGAAAACAUUUACACAUCAAAUUUAGUUUGGUUAGGUAGUAAUAAUUAUUAAUUAUAAUUGAUAAAAGAGCGAUGUAUACUUUUUUUUUUGAUGAAUUUUGUGAUUUUUUCUUUUUUGCUUGUAAUUACUCAAAUAAAAUUUGUUUGUUCUUCUAUAUUUUAAAUUCUGAGUGUAGGGUGGGAGCUAUUGGUUUUACAAAGCUGUUUAUUUUUUUUAUCAUUUCUUUCUUUCUUCGUAUCUGUGGGCGCAUUUUUUCCUAGUAAACUUGCUCUGAUUUUUUACGUUUAGGACCAUUUCUGUGGAAAUUCAAGUUGUUUAGAUUUUACUUCAGAGAAGUUAUUUUUUAAAUAAAAGCAUUUAAAUGGGAAAAAGCGUUGGAAAACGUACAAUUUCAUGAUUUCAUUUUUUUUAUAAAAAGAUGAACUGUUAUUUUCUUCCAGAAAAAAUGAUUUAAUUGAAAAAUCACAAAAUAUCUCUUUUAUUGCCUUUUUAAUUUACUUUUUUAUGGUAUAAUUGCCAAAACUUUUGAGCUUUUUAUAGAAUUUUAAUUUUUGGGAGUUUGUUUGUUGUAAUUUGGUUAUAAAUACAUGUAGAGACUUGAAACUUGGUAAUAAUACUUACAUUGGACAUACCUAAAAGUGGUAAAAUUUUCAAAAUCAUCGGGCAAUUUUUUUUUUUAUAAUCGUUUUGAAAUCAAAUUUAAACGAAAAUCACAAAAAAAAUUAUGGCCCUUCAAAUUAUAUAUUAUUGAACUGCUCUCAGAAUAGUCUUUUGUCAAGCAAUGGUUUCAGAUAUAAAUGAAAUAAUCUUAUGUAUCUUAACUUCCCAACUUCUCACCUACAACAGUAUCAGCUCUUUUUUUUUUUUAAAUUUAUGAUAUGGAACAGAUUUGAUAUUUUAGUAAAUUGAUAUGCUUAUCUAUAGGAAAUAAUACGUAUUUAUUUACAAUAGUUUACUUGGGAAGUAUACCGUGUGUACUAUUUUUAUUAUUAUAUGGUUUUAUAAACUUUUAAAUGUUGUUUUUGGAGUAAAAAAUGACCAAAAUACUUUUAUACAUAACUAGUAUAUAAAUGUAAAUUGAAAAAUGUAUUAUGUAGCUCAAGAAGUCUGAUGUCACCAGUAACUAAGGACAAAAAUUAUAAUUUUUGUAAUUAUAUUAUAAUAUUAAUAAUUUAAAGUUAUGCAAUUAUAUAACAUAUAUUUUUUGAAUAAUAUGUAAUUAUAAUGUUCUUUUUUAUUAUUUUAGUAUAUUAAUACUAAAAUAUAAUUUUUUUUUUUUUUUUUAAAAUUAACAUAAUAUUGUAAUAAUAUUAGAGUAUAAAUGGACAUAUUUUGCAUGAUGAGUAGGCCAAUGUUAUAGGUGAUAAGUUAGAAGGUAGGAUAUAGAGGGGGAAUUAAAUUUAUAUUUGAAAGCAAUGAAAAACGAUUCAGAGCAAACUUUGGUUAUACAUGUUUUGUCUACAGAGUACCUACCAAGUACAAAAUUAUGUUAAAAACAAACAAAAUUAAAAUUUUUAUAAAUAAUUGAAAAAUGGCUAAUAUGUUUUGAAAAUUUACCAUGUCUAGAUAAAUAAAUAUAAGUUUUCCGUCAAAAUUUCAAGUCUUAAUAAAUAUUUUUAUCCUAAUAAUAACAAAAAAUCAAAAUUGAAAAUUUCGUAAAUUAUCCCAUUUUUCCUAUGGUUUUUCCCAAUUAUUAUGAAAACUCCUUGAAAAAUCGAAAAAAUGAUCUCUUGAAGUACCUAGUUAAUAAAAUUGAUUGGUUUUCAUAAUAGAUGUUACACUUGAUUGGAUCAAUAUUUGUGGUAGAAAAGUGGCUCACAGAUGAAAAAAAAUAAAAAUUAUUGUACUACCAAUACAUUCCUCGUUAUGCUAUGGAUUUUCCCUAAAACUGAUAUUAUUUAUUAAUAUUUAUAUUAUAUUUAAUAUAUGUUUAUCUAAAUCUGAUGUUAAGAUUUAUUAAAUUCUAUUUGGCAAAGUCCAAAUUAUAAACAUCAUUCUGAGUUUGACCAAACUAUUUCUUAUUUUCUAGGUAUUUCUAUUAAUAAAUAUCUAAAAUUCAGUAUUUGUAUGUAGAGUUGUAGACAAUAUUUUUGUAGAUUUAGAGUUUUCACAAAAUUUAAGUAGUAUCAAGUAUCAACAUUUUAACACCAAACAUUUUUUUUCUAAUAUUCCAUCUAUAAUGGAAUUUUUAAUACAAGUAGGUUCUCAUUUAGAUAAAAAAAUAUUGGUAUUGUCUUUAAAAAUGGAGUGAGCAUACUUAAUGAAUCACCCAAUAUAUAUUAUAAUGUUUUACUAUUUUACAGGAUAUAGAAAUGUUGUUGGUAACAUGUAAAGAAUGUGGGAACCAAAUUAAACCACCAUCAUUAGCAGCUCACAAAUUGAAAAAUUGCAAAAUGUUGAUAAAAGCUCAAGGUGAUGAUAUCAAUAAAAAUGAUGAAAUUGUAAGUUACAAAUAGUUAUUUUCUAUCGUAAUGUUUAAAUUAAACAGUUUUAAUUUAAAAAAAAAAUAAUAAUUAAAUAACAUUAUAGAUAAGUCAUUAUAGUCCUUUACAGUUUUAGUUUAAAAGAAUAUUUAACCAUUUUAUGAUGUUUGAAGAGUAGAUUUAAUUACGUAUAGAAAACAAAUUAAUAAUUAGUUCACAUUUCUGUUCAAUAAUUUGUUCACAAUUUUAAAGUGUGUAUAUUUUUUGCAUUACUAAUACUAUAAACUUGAUAAUAAUAUGUAUAUCUUAUUUUUUACAUUUGGUUUAUUAUGUAUUAUUAUACAGUUUUAUUUAAUGACUUUUAAAUUCUAAGUGCAACAAGGAUUAUUUAGGAUUUUUUGUCACAAUGUGUGUUUUUUAAUUAUUAUUAGGGUUAUAAUGUAUAAUAUAAAAAAAAGAUUUUAUUCAUAAUACUUGGUAACUCAGUAGCUGCGCCAGGAUUUUAUUAUGCUAAAACCAGUUAAGGACCAACAAAUAUUUGGUUGGACUAUCUAAAAAUUGUUUUCCUAACACAUACACACAUUUUUAAAUAAUAAAAUUAAAAUUUAUGAGGUACUACAUAAUUAAAUUUAAAAAAUAGUGUUUUUUACUUUGUAACAUAGUAAUUUUAAAAUAAUCCUUUGAAUAUGAGCAUCGGCAAAUUUAUCAUUAAAUUUGACAGACUUGUAUUUAAUAAUCUGUUUUUUAAGUAAUUUUUUACUCUACUCAUGUCAUACAAGAAAAUGUACGUUCACAUGAUUAUUUUAUUAAUACAGGUAAUGUUAUAGCGAUAGAGUUAAGCUUAAUGUUUCUUAAAAAACUAUUUUAUAUUUUUAACCUAUUAAAGAAACUAUUAAAUAGGUAUAUUUUAAUCUUUAAUUUUCAAAUCAUUUUUUUUUUUCAUAAAGUAUACUUUUAAGUAGUAUAUUUAAUUCUGAUUUUAAACAUUGUGUAUCAUAUUAAUAAGGUUUAUUAAAAGGAAUUAUAGUAUCAUAAGCUAAAAAUGUUGUAGAUUUGGAUUAAAGACAUUAAUACCAUUAACAAAAUUAGAUAAUUGCCAAAAAAUCUCUUAUGCAACUCAUUUAUUAUUUUAUCUAUGUUGCAAUAAAAUAUUGUAAAUCUUUAUUCAUUUUCUGGCAGUUCUUAAAUUAUUUAUAAGCAUUUUAGCUAAUUAAAAAUAGGAUCAUAUUAUAAAGAUUUUUAUUUGUAUAAGUGUUCUGAGUUCAAAUUUUUUUUUUGAAAAGUUACAGUAUUAAAAAAAAAUAUUUAACCAUAUUUCACUUAGAAUAAUUUUUCAUUAGUAAAGAUGUUUGUUUGUAGAAAUAUAUAAAUUAAAUAACUAUGUUUACUACCUAACCAAUUUUCUAUCUACAACAGUUGCUCAUCCUUCAGCGGUAUCAUCUUUUUUUUUUGUUAGAUUCAAUUAUACAGAUCACGUCGGAAAAAAAGGCCUCCGAAUGUUUUAAGUUUUCACCCAGACACCAAAUAUGUGAAUGAAUUUUAUGUAUGAUAGUAAUUUUUAAAUUCAGGUUGAUAAUAUAUAUUUAUAUUUUUAUUUUAUUUUUUAGAAUUUUAUAUGUCGUUUAUGUGACUUCAUUGCAUCAAGUGUUAAUGAUAUUUUUAAUCAUAUUUCAUGUAUCCAUAACAUUGAUAUUAAUGAAAUUAAGUAUAAACAUAAUUUUGAAAACUGUAUAUUAAGUGAGUAUAAUUAAUUAAACAUUAUAAUUUGUUUUUAUGUAGUAUAUAAAAAUUGAUUUUUCUCUAGAUGAAUAUGAUGUGCACAAAAAUAUAUAUUUGAAGCCCUUAUUAAAUUAUUAUAAUUAGUAAGAUACAGAUUUUAAUUUCAUUUGCUUAUAUUUGAUUUUGAGUGUUAUUUAUAAUAUUUUUAGUUCCAGAAAAAUGUUUUGGAAGACUAUUUGUCAUGAAAAUUUUCAUCCCGAUUUAUUUGUUUUAAAUAAUAACGAAGCAUUGAAGUAUUUACCAUCAGUUCAAAAAUCCUGUAAAAUAUUUAAUUUGGAUGAUGAACAAAUUAGUGUUGAUCUAUUUAAGUCUGCCUAUGUCAAUGGUAAAGCAAUUCAAUUUUUAAAAUUUUAAAAUUUUAUUUAAAAUUUAUUUUGUAGGUAUGUAUUGGUUGUUUACUGGUGGUCCCAAUUGGGCUAUAUCGUGGUGCCCUGUUCCAGAAGAUGUUAAAAUUCAGUAUUUAGCAAUAGCGUGCCAUCCUAAACCUGAUUUGGUGCAUAAAGAGAUGGACAGUUAUAAAUACCCAUCCAUUUUGCAGCUAUGGACAUUUAAUUCAUUAAAUAAUAUUAAGUAAGCUCUAUUACUAAGCAAUAUAUUUAUAUAAUAUAGAUUAGUUAACAUUUACAAGUUUUAUGUAUACAUGUUUUGUAAUAACAAAGUUCAUGUUUUAAAUUAAUCUUUGUUCACUUUAUAUUUUCUAAACUGCCCAAUUUUCCAUGAAUAAAUACAAAGGAUAGCUAUAAUCUAUCCUUAACAUUUAUUUUCAUAAAUUGUAAAGUAUAUGUUUUCAGUUAUAAACCUAUAACUGCUUCUAAUAUGCCAUAUAUGUCUUAUGGUUUGGCUCAUGAAUUCGGAGCUGUGUGGGAUAUGGCAUGGUGUCCUUCAGGAGCUUAUGAACCUCAAAACAAAAUUGGUAUUUUGGCAUUAAGUACAUCUUGUGGAGAUUGUCCCAUAUUUGCAAUGCCUUGUGUAGAAGGGAAUCAAGAAAUGUAAAUUUAUUGUUUAAUAAUUAUUUUAUAUUUAGAAUUGCAAUAUAAAAUUUAAAAUAAACCACCAUAAUAUGUAGGUAUUAUUUGUACAAAUCAAAACCUGUGAUAGCAAGAAAUUUUGAAUGUGAAUGGGUAAAAGGAGGUGUGCAAUGUACAAAAGUUUGUUGGCAAGUAGCUUCACCAUUUAGGUAAGAUAAAUCACAAUCAAUGGAAUAAAUAAUAUAUACAUUUCUUGAAAAAUCUAAUAAAAAUGAAUAAAAAUUUUACAAAUUUAUAGCUCUAAGAUCUGUGAUUUUUAACUUCAAAUUGGUUACCAAUUUGGUAAAAUACUACAAAUUUAAUAAUAUUCUAUUUUUAUGGGUUAGAUAGAUAUAAUAUAUCUAUAUAUGAUUACAUAUUAUGUAUCAAUUUGCAAGUUUCUCUUAAACUCAGAUACUACUAUUUGACCCCUUCUCAUUUCAUCAUAAUAACAUCCCAUAAAUGGUAGAAAAUUCAUCAGAAGACCCAGUUUUAAUUUCCUGUCAAAAAAAAAAAAAAAAAAGUUAUAUAGUGAUACUAUCUAGGUACCUGGUUCCCUUAUUUACUAGUCUUGAAUUUGAACCGCUUAUAUGGGUGUACAAAAUAAUUGGUAUAAUAUUGAAUCAAAAAUUGUAUACGUAGUUGAUCCUUCAUUAAUAUCAGUCUUAUUUAGCAUACUUUAUUUGUAGUAAUUGGUAUGUAUUCGUCUUUGAAGAAAAUACAGUGCUAGUAAUACAUAUUGGAAUAGAUUAAUAUAUUUACUAUAUACAGUAUACAAUAAGUAUCUAUGACAAUACAUAUCACAUAUAUAUCAUGCAUAUCAGAACUGCAUUUUUGGAGUAAAACUUAUAAUAUACUAUUUUAUAUGAAUAAUUUUUAUGUUCAACUUAUUCUUAGAAUAAUGCAAAUUAAAAAAUAUAUAUAUUUGAACGGAAAUUGUUUUAAUAAAAUAUACAAUGUAUUAUUUUACUUACUAUUAUAUUCAUUUUUUAUGUAUUUAUUUAUUUAUUAGAUCUGUAUAUUUUCUAAAAAUGUUUGAUUACUUUAUUACUUAUUUUUGUAUAACAAUACUAUAAGUUAAAAAAUUGUAUGUAUUUUGAACGUUUUAGAACAAUUAUAUGUGGUUAUUCAAACGGUGUAGUAAGUGUGUUCAAUUUAAAUUUUAAAUCAAUUUUUCUUAAAGAUGAUAUACUAUAUCCAAGCCACAGUUUUAGGGCAAGUAGAAGUAGUAUAACCGGUUAGUACAUUAUUUACUAUUGUUAAAAUUGUUUUUGUAUUUAUCUCAAAAAAAAAUGUUUUUAUUGUAUAUUAUUGUUUUUAGGUUUGUCUAUGAAUUAUUUUAAUUCGUCAAUUUUAGCAACUACAGCAACUGAUGGUUCUGUAUUAUUGUGGGAUUUGCAUAUGACUGAAAAUCCAAUUUUCCAAAAGAAAUCUUAUAGUCCUUCUGAUUGUACUUGGCUUCAACAAUGUUACACAUUAGUAUAUUGUAGUAGAGGUGUUAAGUAAGUAAAUGACUUGAUAUUAUAAAAUUUAUUUUAUACUCUAUUGAAGUUAAGAAAGCCUAAUUUUAAAAAAACAUUCAUUGUCAGUAUCGAACACAGUCUUUAAUUUUAAAUUUUAAUCGCUCUUAACCUGAAUAGUGUAUAAUAUUUUAAACUUAAUACAUUUUUAAUUAAUUUGUAAUUCAAACAUUUUAUUUAAUAGCCCUGCAUUCUUAAAAGUUCGGACUGUAAAUUUUUCAAAUUAUGAUAAUGAUGGAGAUAAUUAUAUUCCCGAAUUAUAUGUUUUAAAUAGUGUUCAAAAUAGUAAAUUAAUCAGCAACUAUAAUAUUAUAGUAAAUAAUAAUGAAAAAUUAAAUUGUGAUGAUGCUGAUAAUACUUUUAAUGGAGAUGAAAUCAGUAUGAAUAAUGCAACAACUAUUCUUAAUGAUUCCAAUAUAACUUUUGAUGAUGCUGAUGAUACAUUUAAUGAAGAAGACAAAAUGAAUAUGAACAAUGAAACCAUGCUUCCUAAUGAUUCUAAUAUAAAUUGUGACAAUGAAUCAUGUAAAUCUAUUGAAUCGAGUUCAAAUAGCAAUGAGAAAGGUGAUGUGAAACUUGAUGGUGAAGAAUGUACUGCAAAACCUGAAGAUGUCUCAAAAAAUAUUGAAGAGGAAGAUUUUUAUGGUCCUGCUUUUUUCCAACAGUGUACUCAUUGGGUUUGUAUAAAUAAAAUGCUGAUUAAUUUAAAUUCGAAAAUAUACUUACAUAAUAUAUUUUAGACUAUAUCCGGAUCAAACUGGAUGAAUGUCAUUGCAACUGGGAAUGAAAAUGGUUAUAUUUACGAAACAUUGUUUUUCCCAGAAACCAAUCAAAUGAGAACGGCAAACUCUGUGAGUAUAUGGUACAAAUUUUAUAUUAUAUUUUUAUUGAAACAACAUUACCUUCAUUGUAGUAUUUAUGACUAUUACUAUAAUAUUUAAUACUAUAUUUUCCAUUCGUCUGUGUACAGUGUUGAAAGAAAUUUGUUUUUAGGUGAUAACAAGUUUCUCUGUGACUCACAUUUUUCAAACCCCCAUUCAGUUAACAGUUGUUCCCCGGUGUUUUACAUUUUAAAAGAGAUCAUUCUUUGCAAAUGACAACUUUUCAAAAAUUAAUUAUCAUAUAAUCUUACUAUUAAUAUUUAGUUCUACACAUUGUGCACAGUAUUGAAUGAACAUAAACUUUUACAAAUUAUAUUUCUCUAUGAAAACUUAGUUUGACUCCACUAUCAGAUUUCUCCAGGUAAUGAUUUAAAUUAUCAUAGUUUUUUUAUUUAUUUAUUUAUACGGAAAGAUAUUCCAAUUAAAAUGAAAUUAAUUAUGUAGUAUCUGAAAGUAGAAAUUGCAGCUAAAAUAGAUUUUUUUUAUACAUAAAUAUGAUAUUGUACAGUAUAAGCUAUACUUUACAUAAAAUAAAUACAAAUAUGUUAUAUAAAGACUAAUAUAAUUUUACAAUGUAAUCAUACAUAUGUCAUUUUUAAAUGACUCAAAACUAUAAUUAAAUAUAUCAGUUUUAAGAUUUAACAUAUUGCCGUGUAUCAUUAAAAUUGUAUGAGGGGAAAAAAAUAAAUAAUUAUAUUGAAUAUUUUCAAUAUAAAAUAAAUUCUUGGCUUGGGUUAGUCUAAAAUGACAAUUAAAAUUUAUUAACUCUAGUAAUUUUAGGACUAUCAAUGAAAUUAUUAAUUAGUUUAAAAAGAAAAAUUAAAUUACAAGUAAUUUGUUUAGCACUUCAUCUCAUGUUUAAGUACUGUAAGAUUCCUUCAUAGCUAUGAAAUACAUUUUUCUAUAUAAUACAUAUUUGUUUAACUAAUUGAUUCGAAUAAGGUGUUUUACUCUAAUUAUUAUUUAUUUAUUGUUCAUGAUUAUAACUACCAUGGUAACCAUUUUUGCUUUCUUAUUGAUGUUGCAUACCUUAUUUUUUUUAUUAUUAUAUAUUGUAUCUGAAGGUGCAUACCUUGCUUUGGUGUAUUUUUUAAAAAUACACGCGAAUAUAUUGAUUUAAUAAAUCCAUUUUUGACAAAUAUACAAGUAAAAAAAUAAAAUAAUGAAUAAUAAACAAUCACCAUUUAAUUUCCAUAAAAAAUAAAAAAUAUGUCUAUGAGAUUCCUUGUGUGUCAUUAUAUUUUCAGGAGUCAAAAGUACUUUUAAACUUCUAUUCCUGAACUAAUAAUGUUUAUAACUGUUUUUUUUUAUUAAGGUUGAUAUUAUUAUUAUUUAAAGAACAGCCGUUGGUAACAGUAUCUUUACCAUAGAUAUUAUUAGUGCUGUUGCAAGGCAAUAAUCUGAAAGUUCCUUAUGAUACUCAAAGUCACUUAAUUUAUGUACUCAGUUUCAGCCUUUCAACAAAUUUUCCCAAAAAAGAAACCCAAUUCGAUGAAUAUCUAUGUCCUAAAACACUUAAACCUGAUACCUGCUUUACAGAUAUCAGUUUCACAGUCUGCUUUAAAAGCAUCAUUUUUAGUCUUAUAGAAUUUCAAAAUGUGUUUGAAACCAUAUUUUACCUGCUACUAUUGUUAUAUUGACAUAUGGACUGCAACUAUGGGGAAACGCUAUAAAGUCUAAUCUAAAUAAAAUACAAACUUAACAAAAUAUUGCGCUUCAAAAAUUAUUAAAUGCACCUCCCUAAGUAUCUAAUCAUACUAUUCAUUCAGAUCUAAAAAUGCCUCUAGUGCACGAUGAAGCAAACAUUUAUUACAAACGUUUCCACCUUCACUUAAUAUCCAACCCCAAUCCGCUUGUUAGAAAUCUCGCUGUCCCAACAAUCUCCGAUAACCCUACAAGAAAGUUGAAACGCAAAUGGCGCCGUGACUUGCUUGAUAUAUAAAUAACGUUCUAAAUAAAUAAGUAUAAUCAAAAAAAAAAUUUACAUAUGAGUAUAUAAAAAACAAGUGAAAGUGUCACUAAUGGGUAGCUGCUUUAAUCAAACGUAACAUGUACUAUAUGAAUUAUUGUAAACUAUAUUAAUAUUAAUAUUCAUAUUAUUAUUAACUAUGUUUUGAUACCUUAUAUAUCUAUUCUGUAUCACAUUUACUCAUUGUGCCAUAAGGUAUAGAUUGUAAAUUUCUUUUAAAAGUAAAAAAAAAACUAUUGAUAAGUGUACGGAAAUAAUUAACGAAAAAAAUUGCAAAACAAUUAAAAAAUAUUCCUCUUUCUGCUACUACAGUUGCAAGAUGUAUAUCACUUAUCAGUAAUGAUUUAUAAGUGCAACUUUUGUCUUGGUUGUCAACAGGAAAUGUUUUUCUUUACAGCUCGAUGAGAGCACUGAUAUUGCAAACGAUGCAAUAUUGCUAUAUUAUGUGAGAUAUUUUUAUAAUAACAAAAUUAUACGAGUAUAUACUGUUCUCCUCAAAACUUGAAAGUACAACUACUGGAAGAAACAUUUUUGAUACGUUAGUAAACUUAUUUAUGAUUUGCGGAUGGAGUAUUUUGUGUAAAAAUAGCCAUGCUCAUACAUCUCAAUAAGUUUUUGUUUGUAUUACUACGUGCACUUUUUUUCUGUAUCAUAACAUGUAUUUUUUUAUAUCAUUACACAUAAUAAAAAAUUAAAUAUUAUCUAGAAAAAUGUUUAUUUUUAUUUAUACAGUUUUAAAAGCACUUCUACAAUGACAUACUAAGACAUUAAUCAACUUAAACUUUUUUUUUGGCUAUCAAAGCUGACAUUGGUCGAAAAAAAAAUGUAUGGUAAGAAAAUUAGGUUGCGAGUCAAAAAGUUUGAAGACCACUGCUCUAGACCAAAUGAGCUCAGACACCGGAAUUAGAGUUGUUUUAUAUGUGGGAAUCAAAAUAAUAAUAUUUAUAUUAAAUUUGAAUGAGUUACAACAUGUUGAGGGGAAAGUCUAUUUUUAGAUUUGAUGUGUAGCGAGGGAUCUAUAUCUUUUACUAUGUGUAUUUUUAUUUUUCUGUCUGUAACUUUCAACAAUUAACAACCAGAAAUUUUGAUCCAAUGUAUAGAAUCUGGUACCUUUUUUGAAAGGAACUUUUUUCUAGUUGGUGCGCUAUAGAGGGUUAUUUUUUGAUUUUCCUAGAAGUUUUCAAAAUAAUUUAAAAAGACUGGAAAAAUAAUUGUAGGUAAAAUGGUAAAUAUUUACGAUGUAUUAUCCAUUUUAUGGAUUUUAAUUUGUGCAAACUAUGUUUUAUAACAGAGAUAUCGAUUUUGUUCCUUUUAAUAUGUAGCCACUGACAGAGGAAGUCGUUUUUUAAUAUCUAAAGCAGUUUUUAUAAUUAAGUGGGAAAACCAAAAAAGGCUAAAAAUUUAAUUUUUUUCAAAUUAUUGUGCAGCGAGUUCAUUAUUUAAAAUUGUUAAGAUUAUACUAUUAUAUAGAUUUUUCUACCAGAAAUCAUUGUCUAAAUUAUAAAAAUAGCAAAUUCACUGAAAGAAAAUGCUGUUUAGUUUGUAAGUAAUAAAGUCGUUAUUUGAUUUUCCAUAUAGUUUUCCUAAUAAUUAUGAAAAAAACACAAGAUAUAUUAUAAAUUAUACUUAGUGGUUUAAAAAACAAAUUUGAAUUUAAUGCAUUAAUCUUUUUUUUUUCAUAAACGUUUUAAUAUUUUAACAAAAAUGAAAAAAAAAUAUACGGCAUUUAAAAUAUAUCUUACCGAACUUAACUCUGAAUUGUUUUUUCAUUAGCAAUGGUUUAUCUUUAUUUGUACAGUUAUAAAUUUAAUACUUUUAUUUAUCCUCUUCCCAAUUUCCCACUUACAAUAAUGUCUGCACCCGUCCUCAGUAUCAGCUUUUUCUUUUAAUUAUGAACACCAUAGAGACUCCCUUCUAAUAGAAGGAAGGGGGAUGCAAUUUCGUUUGUCUAUUCUAUUAGUGUUUAGGACGUGCCUUUGGCCGUUUCAAUUUUCAGCCUCUGUCCUUACAAUUUUUUUUUUUUUCUAAAGUAAUAUAGUAUUCAGUUAUUCAUUGUAUUAAUAAUAAUAUUUCUAUAAUUCUACCAAAUUGGGAGGGAGGGGAAUUAAUUUCUAAUGGCAGAGCUUUACUGGGUGUUUUUUUAUAAUAUAAAUACCAAAAAAAUUAAUAAAUAAUCAUAUUUAUACCAUUUCAGACAACACUUCAAUUGGUAGUUAGACGAUUAUCAAGUGAUACAUCUCAAUCAGAAUAUUCAAGUGGGUAUCGUUUUAAAGAAACUGUUAACGAGUUUGGACUAGAAUCCCAAUUUGUAAGUAUUUAUCACGGCUAUAGAUUUAUAUCUAGUAUCUUGUCUGUAUUUUUUUUUCAAAUGUUUAUGUUUUCUAUUUCUAGUAUUCUUUUCAUAAAAAGGCAAAAGAUGACAAGAAAAGCAGCAAACCAUUGUUAAGAUAUCCUCUAGACAAUAUAACUAAAGUGAUACUUUUUUUAAUGCAUUAUUUUUAAAAAUAUAUAAAAUUAAAUCCUUAUAGUAUUUUCGUAUAUUUUAGAUUGCCUGGAAUCAAAAUUUUAGUUCAUUUCGUUGGUUAGCAAGUGGAACUCAAUGUGGAUUUACUAUUGUAUCACCAUCCAAAGCAAUGUCCGAUUCUUAUUUUGAGUUAUUUUAUGAAACAAUUUCUAAUUUUAAGAAAUAAUGACAUUAAAACUGACAUGUUUAGACUGAUAUUAUUUUUCAUUAAGUACGUUAUUUAAUUUAAAUCAAAGAUAAUACUUUUGAUAUAUGUUCCAACUUUUUUUUUCUACAUUAAAAACUUAUUUUUAAUUUAUAAUAUAUUAAAUUGUAAUUGCGUUUUUUAUAAUUAAGAAGUAAAUCCAUAUGUAAAAUCAACUGUUGGUGGUGAGUUGUAUACUUGUAUAAAUCCUUAAUAGAAUUUAUUCUACUAUUUAAUAUUAUACCAAGAAUUAGUUUGUUUUUUAAAUCUCAUUAUGAGAGCACAUUAUUUUUGUGAAAACUUAAUUGAACUAAAGUAAAG